This is a messenger RNA of Spirometra erinaceieuropaei, 2051 nucleotides long. The record is from the annotation of a GenBank genome assembly. Lineage: Eukaryota; Metazoa; Platyhelminthes; Cestoda; Diphyllobothriidea; Diphyllobothriidae.
AUGGUUGGGUCGGAGAACUAUUACGAGCUCCUUAAUUGCAGUCCGAAUUCUUCGGUUUGAUGCCCUUUUCUGCUCGUUUUAACAUCUUGUCCUUUCGUUUAUUAAGGUCGAUCAAAUACUUGCAGAGUAUAAAAUGUUAGCGCUCGCUUACCAUCCGGACAAAAAUGUCUCCAAAGAGGCUGGCAAUUCACUUUUUAUUCUGACUGUAUGUAGAAGACCGGUUUAAGCAAAUCAACCGGGCAAAAGAAGUUCUCGUGGACGCUGAAACACGUAAGCUCUAUAACUGCUGGCUAGAGGUGAGCAUGGGUGUUACCUUCGAAGAAUGGACUGAUAACAGACGAAACCUGCGAAUGGUGAGAGAACGUUUACGUUUCCCUGAACGUACGCCUUCUAGUGCUUCCAUUGGACUUUCAGUUCUCAAGGUGGCAAUGAAUAUUUGCAACUACAGGACGCGCGAUUACCUGUUCAGCAUACCAACACGGUCUCUGUCGGUGGGAUAGAAAACCUGAUUGAACAGUUUCGACGAUAUGAAGUCUAGAGAGCUGAAGUCCGAAUUUGCGUUACAGACGCAUCUAAACCGCUGCAUUUUCUGCGUUCCCAUCUCCCAUUGAGCUAUCUCAAACUGUAGUGCUAGACUUUAUUAAUUACACUUUCAAAACCCUUUUAUUUUUCUUCCCAAUUCGGUGAAAUUUAGGCAAACAGUUUACGUGGUAAAAAAGUUAGACCUAUUUUGCCUCGCCCUAUAGUUUAUCAGCUGACCUAGGCGCGUGCUAUGAUUUUUUUCUAACGUGGCUUGUGGCAGAAAUAGAAAAUUGAUAUUCAGUCAGACUAUGAAAAUGUGCUUCUUCAGUGAAAAUUAGCAGAGGAAAUACUAGCCAGAUAUUUUGACAAAAUAACUUAAAGGAUCAUUAUUUUCUAAUGGAUGAGAGGGGCAUGAUUUAGGGUAACAACUCGUACUCAAAUUAAACUUCCUUCGAAGGGAACAAUCGAGGAACCCAGCAGAGGGGAUCUUUAUUUUAUGCGAAAAGAACGCAUUAGACUUAUCGAGGAGAAAAUGAGAGCGAAGCGAACGCAAUUAUGCGGAGGCGCGAGGCUUGAUGGGAAGUCAUUUCAGGUACGUUUGGGAGUUCCACAAUCACCAACUCACCGAUCCAGGGGCUCAUUUGGCAGCCGAUCAACGCUGGUACGACCGACGGGUCGCGCGUCCCCAAACCGUGAUCCGAGGGACACCACACACCUCUGAUGUGACGUGAUUAGGGCACUGACAUGUCAACGGACACACACAACCUUUUAUAGCUCACAAGAAAGACUUUAACAAUGUAGAUUGCGGUCAGAACUUAAACAGUUCACGCUUCUGGAAUAAUUUGGUGGUUUUAAAUCCCAUCUUAGAGGGAACCAGACUUAAGGUGAGACUACUUAACUGACUUCCAUCUUGAAGGUUUGUGUCCGAAUAACGUGUGACGCUCAGUUUUUUCCUCUCACUAUUCGCCGCAAGUGAUUUUCGAGUUCUAUCGAUAGUUCUCAGAGGUGCCGAACACAGAUCUUAAUUGACACAGAAGUUUAGUAAGCAAAUGAAAACACCGGUCGGCUUCGUUGUACUCUUCACGUAGCACGUAGAUUGCUUGUGAACAGUCAUUUAUGUGCGCAAUAGCCACUCGCGGUCUUUGCUUUGUUUUUCAGCAGAGUACACCCUCCGGCAUUGUUACUAAAGACACAUUGGACCCCCACGAGACCAUAGUCAGAGUUCCCACAUUGGUUACAGGCGUACUUGCUAAGUUAAAUCGAAUACCGGGAUAACUGCCAGGUACCACGCAGGCACCGCUGUGGGAUUCGCUGAUAAGCGGAUACAUUCACAGUGGUUUCACGCUUUCAGAGAUGAUGUUGGAGGCACAUUUCUGGACUUUCACUUGCCACAUUCGUUUGCCGAUGAUGAUGAUGAUGAUGAUGAUGAUGAUGAUGAUGAUGAUGAUGAUGAUGAUGAUGAUGAUGAUGAUGAUGAUGAUGAUGAUGAUGAUGAUGAUGAUGCAGAGGAGGAGAAGGAGGAGGAGUAG